This is a messenger RNA of Teleopsis dalmanni, 2202 nucleotides long. Its product is annotated as nitric oxide-associated protein 1. Lineage: Eukaryota; Metazoa; Arthropoda; Insecta; Diptera; Diopsidae. Gene Ontology annotation, molecular function: GTP binding. The transcript has 3 exons. Bases 160 to 2106 code for a protein of 648 amino acids. The record is from RefSeq and is a predicted model, not a curated record.
AGAUAUGUAUAUCAUCUAAAAUAUUUUUUGUUCCAAUUAUCAUUGUUGCUUUCAACUUUAGUGCUAUUUGACGUUAGUGCCUUCGCCGUAAGUGGCACAUGUGGAAAUAUUUGUAAACAAACCUAACAUAUUAUCAUUUAGUUUAAAUUAAAAAAGUAGAUGUCUAUAAAUCUUAAUAUGAUAAAACUUAAUAAAGUAUAUUUAGCUUUAAAUAUAAAUUAUUACCAAAAACUACGUCAGUGCUGUAAUGCAAAAGUGUUAGAUCCAGUCAGUGCACGAUCAAGAGCUUGGCAACGAGUAAGGGAAAAGUAUGAUAAUUAUGUAGGUAUCGUCUACAAUUCUACUUUGGAAAGACAGAAUUCCAUGUCAAAUAAGAAAAGAAUAUCUCUAAAUAUGAAAUUCCAAAAUAAUGUAAAUACAUAUACUUCAAAUAAUAAAUUUGUUGAAAUAAAAUCUUUAAACACAAAACCAGCUGCAAUACAUGUUCCAACAAAUUGGAUGAAUGAUUAUGAAUUUUAUAGUGAUGUAGGGAGUAAUAACAGACAUGGCACAGAAGACAGUAAAAUACCACCUUCAAAGGUGCCUUGUGGUGGUUGUGGAGCAUUUUUACAAUGCUCUACCUCAGUUUUACCGGGAUUUAUACCAGUGGAAAUAUUUAAAGGACGUACACCGAAUGAAUUAAAGCAAAUUGUCUGCAAACGUUGCCAUUUUCUAAAGCAUUAUAACAUUGCACUGGAUGUGGAAGUAACACCAGAAACCUAUGUAGAUACUAUAUCGCGCAUCAAGGAUAAAUUUGCAUUAGCGGUUAUAAUUGUUGACUUACUAGAUUUCCCAUGUUCAAUUUGGCCAAAAAUGUCAAAUGUUUUAGGAAAUAAAAGGCCAGUUUUCAUUGUUGGAAAUAAAGUUGACCUGUUACCACGCGAUUCAAAUAAUUAUUUAGAGCACAUCAAAAAAUGUCUAAAGAGUGAAAUAGUGCAACAUGGUGUUGAUGUUAUGAAUAUUAAACAUGUCAGUUUAAUAUCUGCAAAAACAGGAUAUGGUGUGGAGGAACUUAUAACUCAGUUACAUAAAAUAUGGAAUUAUAAAGGUAAUGUUUAUAUUAUGGGUUGUACUAAUGUUGGAAAAAGUUCACUGUUUAACAUAUUACUCAAUUCCGAUUAUUGUCGUCCGCAAGCAUCUAAUCUUGUACCCAGAGCAACUACGUGUCCUUGGCCUGGAACAACAUUAGAAAUGUUAAAAUUUCCUAUAUUGCGACCAUCGUCAAUAAGAGUUUUUAAACGUUUCAAACGGCUUGUUUCAGAGCGUGCUGAUAAAAAUGAAGAACAAAAUCUUCGUCUGGAGUUAGCACGAAAAACUGGUUUAAAUGAAGCUGCACAACCUUUCGGUUCUGUACGUAGAACAUUUGAUAAUCGCGAAGAUGUGAAUGAUGUAUUUUCUAUAAGUUUAGGAAUGCAUCCAAUUAUAAGUAUAAAUGAGAGAAGUGCAGAGUAUGCGCAGGCUAGAUGGUGUUAUGAUACACCAGGUGUUAUGCAUCCAGCACAAAUUACGAACUUACUAAGUUCUGAGGAAUUAAAACUUUUAGAACCUAAAGAAAUUAUAUGCCCACGUGCUGUUAUUUUACAACCAGGAUUUAGUAUAUUGCUUGGUGGAUUAGCUCGACUAGAUUUAAUUGAAUGUAAAAAUUAUAACAAUGGCAUCAAAGUGUUUGCCUUUAGUUCACCACAAUUACCAAUUACUGUAGCUCAAACAACAAAUGCCUGUGAUAUAUAUAAAAAAUAUUUAGGCACUGAGAUACUUGGUUUCCCAUUUGGGUCUGAAGAACGUUUAAACCAGUGGCCGGGACUUCAGUGCAGAAGAGAAAAUCUGCAUAUGGUUGCUGCUAAUGGCGAUGUUUUAAGCGGCGAUAUUGUACUUUCUUCAGCAGGUUGGAUCGGUGUUUAUGCUCCAACUGGGUGUGAAUGUGUUUUUCAGGCAUGGACACCAUAUGCUCGUGGUAUAUUUUUGCGAACCCCUGCACUUGUUCCGAAUGCAACACGUUUGAUAGGAAAACGAAUAAGAAAUACUUUAGCUUAUAAUUUAUCAAAACCAUUUGUUUUUAAAAAAUAAGUUUUCUGUAUGAAUAAAUUUACAAAGCGAACUGAUGAAAUGUAUAAUUUCAAAAAACUGUUUAUUUAUGUGAUAAAUAAAUAUGUUAUAUAGCAA